This is a messenger RNA of Grammomys surdaster, 5532 nucleotides long. RefSeq names its product PQ loop repeat containing 2 (gene Slc66a1). The transcript is spliced from 10 exons. Lineage: Eukaryota; Metazoa; Chordata; Mammalia; Rodentia; Muridae. The record is from RefSeq and is a predicted model, not a curated record. The coding region runs from base 264 to 1148 and encodes 294 amino acids.
CGGAUCCUGAAACUGAGACCGGCUGUGGAUCUUGAACUGCUCAGCAGUCCUGGGUCCAGCCAGAGCUUUGUGAGGAGUCCAGGCCUCCCUGCCAUAACUGGAAACUAAGGAACGGCCGUGGGUUAUCAUGCACACAGUGUGACCACAUAGGAACUCUGUGCAAGUGGCAAGGACCUGAGAGGACCCCUUUCUUCCUGUUCCUAUAACCAGCCGUACUCUGGCUUGGGCUGUGGCUUCCUCAUAGGGACCCUCCCUCUGCAGCCAUGGUCUGGAGGACAGUAGGCACCAGCAACUUCUCCAGCUGCCCCAAUGGCUCUGUCCAGUGGAUCUGGGAUGUGUUUGGUGAAUGUGCCCAGGAUGGCUGGGAUGAGGCCAGUGUGGGCCUGGGCUUGGUCUCCAUCCUCUGCUUCGCUGCAUCUACCUUCCCCCAGUACAUCAAAGCCUGCAAGACAGGCAACAUGGACCAGGCCCUGUCACUGUGGUUCCUGCUGGGCUGGAUCGGUGGAGAUUCCUGCAACCUCAUUGGCUCCUUUCUGGCAGACCAGCUACCCCUGCAGACCUACACGGCUGUGUAUUACGUCCUGGCUGACCUGAUGAUGCUGACACUGUACUUCCAUUACAAGUUCAAGAAGCGGCCUUCUCCGUUGUCUGCCCCUAUCAACUCUGUGCUCUUGUUCAUCUUGGGGACGGCGUGUAUCACACCACUGUUGAGCGGCGCUGAUCCUGUGGCUGUCCCCAGGGAAGGCUUCCGGGGGCGGAUGCUCCUGUCUGUGGAGCCAGGCGAUAAGCCUUUCACAAGGAAGGAGGUCGUCGGGUUUGUCAUUGGCUCCGUCUCCAGCGUGCUGUACCUGUUCUCAAGGCUGCCUCAGAUUCGAACCAAUUUCCUACGGCAGUCGACCCAAGGCAUCUCCUACUCGCUGUUUGCACUGGUUAUGCUGGGAAACACGUUGUAUGGGCUCAGCGUGCUGCUCAAAAACCCCGAGGUGGGCCAGAGUGAGGGCAGCUACCUGCUGCACCACCUGCCCUGGCUCGUGGGCAGCCUGGGGGUGCUAAUGCUCGACACCAUUAUCUCUAUCCAGUUCCUGGUGUACAGAAGCCGUGAUACUGCUACAGCUUCCUCAGAGCGAGAGCCCCUCCUCCCAAGCUGACCAGCGUCCUUGAUGAUGGGAACCUCGGCAGCCAUCCCAGGAAGGAUGAGGUGUGGCCAGUGAGACUGCCGCCACCAGACUGGGCCUAGGGGGUGGCCUGCAACUCCGGGCCUGGCUGCCUCCCCUCCAUGCUGGGCCUUCAGACAGGUCUGCAGUUGGCUAGUGCUAUACCAGGACAUACCUCUCAGGUAUAUGAUGGCUGCCUGAGGAGCCACUAGGUCACCCAUAGCUGAGACCCCAGAAGACGGUGUGGCCACCUCCCAUGUACCUACCUCAAUCUGACUAUGUACCCCUGGCUAUAUCAUAGCCAGGGCACCCAGGGUUGUCCCUCUGACUGGGCACAACCUAGUAAAUGGUACCUUCUAGCUGGGCCUGUUUUUGCUGCUCCUUCCCCCAGUGCUUGAGGUAUAGGCAGGGACCCAGGGCAAGUCCAGCCUGAUAGGGGGACCAUGUGCAGCCUCCCAGUGCCCUUGGCAUCCUGACUGUGUCUCUCUGCCCUCUUGUACACAGAUCCUACCCUGGUGUGGGACACGGCAGCCAAGGGGACAUCAGUGGGCUCCUUGUUCCUGGGGCUCUGGAAGAAGCAGAUAGCUAAGGGCAGGAUUUGGUUGAACAUCUCCAAGGGCUUAGUGUGACCUUGCCAAGGCUGUGUAGGGUGUGGCGGUUAGCUCAAAGCGAGGCGUGUAGUCAGGUGUCUCCUAUAGUCAGAACUCAAGAGAAGUAGAGAAAUGGAGAAGAGGCCAGACUGGUGUCUUCCUGAAGAAGGUGGAGACCAGAAGCCCAGGUGGAGGACAAGGCCAGCAGGAGACAGGGCCCAGGGGUGAUGAGGGCAGAGAAGAAGGAAGAAAGGUUGCUCCUAGCUGUCUUCUGGGGACAGAGGACCAGCCCCCUUCCCUGCUAGCCUCAGCUAACUCACUAGUAUUGUAGGUCUAGAACGUCAGUCAGAUGCAGGGGCCACCUGCCAGAGACAGAGGGCAGCCACCUCUGGGCGUUGUUUUAGCUUCUCUGCCCAUAGUACAGAGCCAGGCAAGGCAUGCGCUGCUCCCGGCCCUGCUCCCAGCCCACUGCUGGCUUCAGGUGAGCAUUGCAGCUCCAUGCCAUCCUGGGACUUGGCUCUCUGCUAGUUUCCUAGGGCAAGAUGGCACCUUUCCAAGUCCUGAAGAUCUGGGGCCUCAGUGUGGCACGUGACCCCAGGUACAGGCCUGAACUGAAGCUGCACAGGCAGGAGACAAUGAAAUAACAGCCCUGCCUGGGUCUGUCCAGGAGGGGUGACACCCCUUCAUGGGGGAGUCAUGCUUUGCUCACAGGAAUGCCUGUCUGACAAAGGAGGUCCAGUCUCAGGAAGAUGGCAGCUUCUCUAAACCUCAAUUCUCCUCUUUUCCGGAGGCUCGCUCCAGUGCUCUAAGUAGGGAAGUGGGGGACAGAGUACGGGGCUUGUAGAUCCUGGUGGCCUGUUAUUUUAUCUGCUAGCUUCAUGGACUUCAGGAUCUCAAGCCUGUGUCAGCCACCGUGAGCCUCGUGACUGAGGCCAGCUCUCUAAGUCUGAUCCCUCUCCCACAACACUGAAAGCAGCACGACCGACCUCAGACCCUCUAUGCGCUGCCUGCAUGAGUUGCACUUUUGGUUUUAUGUCCCGGCAUCUGGUUCAUGGGUGAAGAAAAGGUGAUUACAUUACUAUCCCCAUCCAACGGGAUGUAACCAUCUUGUACCUCCUCAGGGGGACAGCCAGCUUGGCUAACACGACCGUGAUGUAACGAUGGCCCCAUUGCUGCUGAGGGCCAGAAACUCCACAGCUGGCUUCCAUGUCUUCUCCUUGGCCCACACUUCUUGCUUUUUGGAGGUCAGGGAGUGAUGGGCUGCUCACCCUGAUGUGGCCUGCCAUGGGCUCCUCAGGUCCUCCCUCAGCUUCGUGUGUGGACAUUCUGGUUCCAGACCAGGCUCAGCCACAGAAAUGGAAAUAGGCCCUCAAGUCACUCAGGGAGGAAGGGGGAGGCUGGACCAUGGGCCUGCAAGUGGUUGAGACAGGGUCUUACUGUAGCUCAUACCAGCCUGAAACCCACAGUCCUCCUGUCUCUGCUUCUUAGUGCAGGGACUACAGGUAUAUGUCAUCAUGCCUGGCUUCUAUAAGAUGCCCUGUAGGAAAGCCCUUCUGGUGCCUGGCCCUCUACAGUAUUCACAAGGCGUUGCCUCCUCUGAAGUCAAGGGGCAGAAAAAGCUAGAGGCAGAGCCUAGCCAGGCUAGGAUUCUCGUUAUUUAUCAGACCUGGGGAUCUCAAUCUCCUGCCCCCACCCCCAACUAGGACAGUAUGGCCUCCAGGUCUCCUCCAGGAAGGGGAACAGUCCCAAAUCACCCUUCUCUGUCCUUUUGUCUGAAUCAGCUUCAUGGCUUCCCAGGGAAGCAAGCAGGUGUGAGCUGGGAUAGGAAGGCUUGAAGCUGCUACCUCAUGGCAUGCUUUCCCCACAGGUUCCCUCAGGUGGUAAGGUCCCAUCCUGUCUCCCAGCCCUGCCCGACAGCUCUAAGGACACAGCUACCCCCAACUCCACACCUGAGUCAGACAACCGGGCAACAGGAUACAGUAGAUGCUCACUCAACAAAAUACCUGAGACAUUGUCUGGAGGCUCUGGCAGACCUCCAUGUGGAGACCAGCAUGUCACUAGCAAGCACAGAGGGACUUUACAGGGUGACUUGUGAAUUAGAGCUUUAUUGCUGUCUGGAAAGGUGCCAUGUUACCUGUACAGUAUUAGCAUUUGAAUGAAGUGUCAGAGGUAGUGAGAAUGUAAUUCUGUCUUGGAACAUCCCUGUGCAUGUACAAUGCAGAGUAUGCAAAGGCCAGCUGUAGAAGGAGCUCUGCAGGGAGCCGCUGAAGACAGGUUUGCUGGACAGCCCAGAGGGCUGCAUCUAUGCAGGUGUCAUACUUAACCCAGCACGUUUGCCCAGCCCACUUUCCAAGUUGGAAAAUUUCACAAAAGAGGCAGAGAUAAUGACAGGAGAGUGUAUGUAUCUACCAAGAGACAUUCUAAAUGACACCAAGUAACAUGUAGGGGCUUAGGGGGUGCAGCUCAGGUAGGAGGGGACUUGCUGAGUAUAUGUGAGGUCUUGGGUUCAAUCCCCAGGGUGGCACAAAAUGGUCUGGUGGUGCAUGCUUGAAAUCCCAGCACUUAGGAGACAGAAGCAAGAUGAGUUCAAAGCCCUCCUCAACUAUAUUGUGAGGCUAGCCUAGGCUACAUGAGUUUCUGUCUUAAAAACAACAAAAUCCUAGAAAUAGUAAGUUGAAAAUAAGGCACAAAAACACCAAAUAGAUUUCAGAGUGCUGUGAAUUUAUAUAGCAUGUUCAUGUUCUGUAUUUUAUGGUUUAUAAAAAUAAUUAUUGAAAACAAAGCUCGGUCAGGGCUGGAAAUCUGUUUCAGUGGUUAAGAACAUCCUGCUCUUCCAGAGGACCAGAGUUCAGUUCCCGGCACCCACAUCAGGCGGCUCACAGCUGCUGGCAGCUGUCCCACCUGCUGGCAACUCCAGCUGUAGGUGAUCUGAUGACUGCCCUCCCCCAGUAAGUAAGAAAUAAAAAAGAAACAAAGCCAAGCUUGGUGGCACAGGCCUCUGAUCUCAGCACCGGGGAGGCUGAGGCAGGAAGAACACACUGAAGGACAGUUUGGAGUACAAAGCAAGUGAAAGGUCAGCCUGGGCGACUUAGCAGACCCUGUCUCAAAGUUAAAAAAAAAAUUAUAACUGAGUACAGCAAGGAGACACAAAACUUACUUAUAGAGCAAGAAAAAAAUAGCACUAGUUAGUUUUUUUCCAGGCAACUAUCUGUGUACCUCAGGCUGACCUGGAAGUCUAUAGGUAGCUAAGGAUGACCCUGCCUCCACCUCCCAAGUGCUGGGAUUCCAGGCUUGAACCCGGCUCUGCAAUCUGUCAUGGUGUAUCUUGAUUAUAGAGAACUCUACCCUUUAAGAAGCAGGCUCAGACAGUCUUGUUUGCUCUCUAGUGACUUAAGUAUGUUACGUUGCACACGCAGACCCAGGUCCCAUACAGAGGCAACCCAUACUGGAAAGCUGGCCCCUCAGUAGCUGGUGUGUCUUCCUAACUCACAAGUAGCCCCACAUAGGUGUCCCACCCACUGAGAUCUAAACAACUUGCCUGGUGUAGCUAAUCCCAGCACUCAGAGGCAGGCUGACCUCUAUGAGUUCAAGUCCAGCCUGGUCUACAUAGUGAAAACCUGUCUUGAAAAAAACAGACAAACAAGACCUAAACAACUAUACAGUGGCAUUAAGUGCCAGCCUGCGUAGACCCCAUGACGGGAGCCUGUCCAUUGUUUCCUAUAGUUCUCUGCUGUCUUGCCUGCUGCUGCUGUUCCAUUGUGUGUCUAAUAAACUCUCUCCUGUCCUUU